Episyrphus balteatus (marmalade hoverfly) is the source of this 1683-nucleotide messenger RNA. RefSeq lists its product as uncharacterized. The transcript has 7 exons. The coding region runs from base 14 to 1615 and encodes 533 amino acids. NCBI's taxonomy places the organism in Eukaryota, Metazoa, Arthropoda, Insecta, Diptera, Syrphidae. The record is from RefSeq and is a predicted model, not a curated record. Gene Ontology annotation, molecular function: protein binding.
CGGUCGUAGAAAGAUGGGCACUCGUGUUCCACCACCGACGCCACUUUGUGAAAAAGCCAUGGCUGGUAUACCUCAGCUGAUUGACGAUUUGCAGCGUUUGUCCGAAGACCAAGACAGUGCUGAUGUGGUUUUUCUGUUGGGUAGAGAAGAGGAACGUGUCUACGCACAUCGAAUUCUGCUAAUGGCUAGAUGUAAAAGCUUCAAAACAGCAAAACGAGGAGAAAUAUGCAGAAUUCCUGGCUCGUCGGUAUCACCAUCGGCACCUGGUACACCGACACCAGUUCGCUUGCAACAUGUCAAUUGUGAAGUUUUUCGUCAAUUUAUUGUUUAUGUUUAUACGGGAAAGAUAAUGCUACAGGAUUCACGAGUUUUCGAAAUGAUGACUUUGGCUCAGGAUAUGGGUGUGGAAGAGCUUCGUGCUGCAUGUGAAGAUCAUGUUAUAUCGACUUUGUCAGUUGAUAAUGCUUGUACUUUUCUAACAGCAGUUAUGGAAAUUCAUGAUAAAGCAGGUGCAAAAUGUGCAGCAUCAUUUAUGGAAAGAUGUAUUAUCUACAUUGGAGAAAAUGCCAGCGAAUGUGUUAAAACAAAUGCCUUUCUCAAUUUAACCAAGGAUGGAUUAAUAAAGCUUAUUUCAUCAGAUUAUUUUUGUUUAGAAGAAGAAGAUGUUUGGCGUUGUGUCCUGGCUUGGGCUAAAAAUCAAGCCGGUGUAACUCAACCGACAGCCCAUUGGACUGAAGAGGAACGUGCUCGAGUUUGUCAGCAUUUAUCUGGUGUUAUGGGUCAUGUUCGACUUUUACUUAUCGAUAGUCAAGUAUUUGCCGAAGAAGUUGAACCAACUGGUGCUGUUCCAAUGGAAUUAUCCUUGGAACGUUAUCGUUAUGCAGCUUUGCAUUCGAAUAAAAUGGGGGGUGCAAAUGGUAGUGGUGGUGUUGGUGGUGCUGUUGCACCUCCAGCUAUUCCAAUUCCUACUGGGCCUUUGUCUGAAGAUGACAAACGCUUGCAGCCACGUUUGAUGAUGAACAUGUUUCCAGGAUCGAAUAUUCUUAAGAAUGAUAAGCUACAUCUUCAAGGAGUUCUUAAUGGAUGGUAUGGUGUUCCAAAACAAACAUGGCGUCUCGUUUAUAGAGCAUCGACUCAUGGAUUUGGAUCUGCUACUUUUCACAGAUUUUGUGAUGGAAUUGCACCUUGUUUUGUCAUUGGACUGGGAAGUCGUGGUGAAAUCAGUGGAGGUUUUACUGAUGUAGCUUGGGCCAAGACUAGCCGCAAAGGUGGUUACAUACACUCGGAGCGAGCAUUCCUAUUUACCUUCAAUUCAAACAACGAUUCUCAACCGGCCAAAUUCGAUGUUGUUAAGAAGCCCUAUGCCAUUUGCUAUCAUCCAGAUUGUGGGCCGAUUUUUGUUGCUGGAGCAGAUUUAUUAUUUUCGAAUAAUUGCAACACAAACAUGGAUUCAUAUUCAAAUCUUCCACAUAGUUAUGAUGGACCCAAUGCCAGUUAUAUGCCAUUAUUUGGUGAUUACAAUUUUACAGUUGUUGAUUAUGAAGUUUAUACACCGGCAGCAGCUGCCCCAGCUAAUAAUCAACAAGGAGUGAAAAUAAAAUACGAUAGAUAUUAAGACAAAAUUUAAUUAAGAUUUUAGAAUAUUUUCCAAGUUUUAUUUGUUUCGAACAGUAUUAGAAUUUC